AUGGAGCCUGCUCUAGUCAGCCUCCUCUCUUCACCAAAGCCGUCUCAGACUGAGAUGCUCGGGUCGACGUUGUCUCCACCAGUCUUGUGUCACACGUCUACCGCUCAAGAUGAGCGACCAAAUACCCCGGCCUACGUCCGUGCCAGCACGUCCUGUGCAAUGAAUGGCCAGCUUGAAAAUGGGAAUGCACUUUCACCCCGCCGCUAUGCCAACUUUAGUCAGCCAGACCACCGCCAGCCACCCUCCUUUGCCUAUUCGUCUGUCACUGUAGUCAAUAGACCCGAGAUCAUCCAGGCCUUCUUGCGGGUUAUGCUUGACAAGGCAGGCAACCCCCAGCCCAUAUACUGGUCUGUCAAUGACCUUGGUACAUCAUGUAUAGGGAAGAACGAGAUCCUCGUCUUCCAAUGCAACCUCUACACGGACUGCUAUGGGCGAGUUGAGAGACUCCUGGAGGCUGACGCUGAAAAUGCGCUGUUAGAAGUCCGACUCCUUGGGUGGAAUAGCAUGCAUUACGGGCUCAAGGUACCGGAUGCCAUACUCAUAGCCCUUGCUGCGGUUUCUCGAGAACGCCUAGUGUCUACAUACGAUGAAGAAGCCAGGCUGCGUUCACUCAGCCACAACGUCAUCCAACACGCCUUCACCGCCAUCACCAAUGUCCACGACUAUCUCAGGCACAGGGACGUGACGCGCAUUCCAAGAGACCCCACUACUUUGGCCCUCAUGGACGCCUUCAUAGAGAACCCAGACAUGCAGCACUUCCACCCUGGGCUGAGUACCAGCACCGCGUAUGUGUUUUCCGACCGCAUUCUUCGGCUCGCAAUCCACAUCCCCGAACCCCCCCCCCGCAGCUUGACUUGA
Molecule: messenger RNA, 858 nt
Organism: Peniophora sp. CBMAI 1063
Lineage: Eukaryota; Fungi; Basidiomycota; Agaricomycetes; Russulales; Peniophoraceae
Source: the annotation of a GenBank genome assembly